Messenger RNA from Cavenderia fasciculata, 657 nucleotides. RefSeq names its product glycoside hydrolase family 25 protein. Gene Ontology annotation, biological process: peptidoglycan catabolic process; cell wall macromolecule catabolic process; signal transduction. The record is from RefSeq and is a predicted model, not a curated record. The transcript is spliced from 3 exons. NCBI's taxonomy places the organism in Eukaryota, Evosea, Eumycetozoa, Acytosteliales, Cavenderiaceae. Bases 1 to 657 code for a protein of 218 amino acids. Gene Ontology annotation, molecular function: lysozyme activity.
AUGUACAGACAAAUCGCAUUAUUUGUUGUAGUAUUAUGUGCCAUUUUUGGCCUUUCCGCCGCCACUUUGGGUGUUGAUAUCUCCUCUGGCUCUGAUAUCUCAUCCUUUUCAUGUCUCAAGUCUAAUGGCUAUUCUUUCGCCAUCAUUCGUUGUUGGGAGUCUGUAGGUCAACCAGAUUCCAACUGUCCACACUCCAUGUACAAUGCUUGGGAUGGUGGUAUGGCUGACGUUGAUGCUUACAUGUUCCCAUGUUUCUCAUGUGGUAACGGUGCUGGUCAAGUCGAAUCUAUGGUCAACUACAUCAAGUCAUACAAUGCCAAGUACGGUAUGGUCUGGUUCGAUAUUGAAGGUCCAGGUGUCUACUGGUCCGACAACCAAGCUGACAACCAAGCUUUCUUCAACUCUAUGGUCGCUGGUGCCCACGCUGUUGGUGCCAAGGUCGGUAUCUACACCUCUGCCUCCCAAUGGAUCCCAAUUAUGGGUAACUGGGCUGGUGGUGCUUCUUUCCCACUCUGGUAUGCUCACUACGAUGACAAUCCCUCUUUCUCUGAUUUCCAACCAUUCGGUGGAUGGAACACUCCAGCUAUCAAGCAAUACAACGGUGACGUUACCGUCUGUGGUUUGGGUGUUGACCAAAACUGGAAUAAAACCAAUUAA